AAAUGUCACGUUCAUUUGACAACCGUCUGGCUGGCAGAGGCACGAUUCAGUUGCUGCUGAUGAUGUUGAUGGCUCUCAAUGUGGCAGAUGCAGUACCUCAUCCACCGCCAACAGCGGCAGCAGCACCCGCCAACAAUCCACCAACGGCCGCCUACGAUAAUAAAUUUGAUAACGUCGAUUUGGAUGAGAUAUUGCAACAAGAACGCUUGCUCAAUAACUAUAUCAAGUGCUUGGAAAGCACUGGACCCUGUACACCCGAUGCCAAAAUGCUAAAAGAAAUUUUGCCGGAUGCCAUAUUAACCGAUUGCAUGAAAUGCACUGAGAAACAAAAAUACGGUUCGGAAAAGGUCACUAGACAUCUGAUCGAUAACCGUGCCAAGGAUUGGGAACGUUUGGAGAAAAUCUAUGAUCCAGAGGGUUCGUAUCGCAUCAAAUAUCAAGAGUCCAAGAACAAGGAUAAUGAUAAGGAUGAAAAGGUUGUUGUCAAUGCCAUGGAGAAGGCUCAAGGUGAUGCCUAAGCAUAUCAAUUAUGAUGUAAAGGCACUUGCUGUCAUUUACAUGAAUAUAUGUAUGUAGUUCCUUCGUUUCUGUUGCACCUAUUUACACAGUUACAUAAUAUAUAUAUAUUGUAUUUAAAAAACAAA
Messenger RNA from Drosophila willistoni, 644 nucleotides. It is a transcript of the gene a10, whose product is annotated as putative odorant-binding protein A10. The transcript has 2 exons. The coding region runs from base 3 to 518 and encodes 171 amino acids. NCBI's taxonomy places the organism in Eukaryota, Metazoa, Arthropoda, Insecta, Diptera, Drosophilidae. The record is from RefSeq and is a predicted model, not a curated record.